UCAGAAAAACGGUACAUGCAGAGUCGAAGCUGCUCUUCACCUCAUCAAAAACAAUCACCACUCACUCUCAAACAGGAGAAGUUCUGCAACUAUGCUUGUGUAGAACGGUUUCUCAAAGCAAGUAAAGAUAAUGUCAAGAAAGCUGCCAAGCAACUCAGGGCGUUCCUCUCUUGGAGACACACUAUAGGCAUCGAGCAUCUGAUGGCGGAUGAGUUCGCGGCUGAAAUCGCCGAAGGCUUAGCGUAUGUGGUUGGUCAGGACGAUGAAUCCAGACCUGUAAUGAUUUUCCGGAUGAAGCAGGGCUACCGUAAGUCACGUUCUCAGAAACGUAAAUCAAUUCGUCAUCUUGUUCGAUGCAACUAAGUGCCUUCAUUUCAUAUAUAUAUAUAUACACACACAAACAAAGGACUUCUGAGAGACACUACAACAAGAAGGAGCCGCUGAGACGAGAGACGGGAGACCAGAGAACAGAAACCAGAGACGGGAGACGGGAGUGAGAGAGGAGAGAAUUAACGUGUAAUAACAAACGGGUAAUUUUGGCAGGUGCAAGAGUCUGACAAAUAAUUAAAGCUUUAACGGUAAAAUUGAAUUAUCGAAGCACCCUCCUUCAGCUCAUGAUAAAACACAAUUUUUUGCCUUAAUAAUCAAUUAUCACCAUUUGAAUCUGUUUGGCUAAAUUCUAUUUAACUCGAUUAUUUGGCUCAAAUAAUUGAUUAAUUGAUGAAUCCAACCAGGCAGAAAAAUUAUGGGAAAAUGACAGUAAAGUCCCUUUAAAUUAGCUAAUUGACUAAUUGAUCCCGUAAAAUGAUAUAAUUUCCCUUAAGUCCCUGGGGAUCAUUUUGUCAUUAGGAAAUUUGAAGAAAUGACAGUUUUGCCCUUAAUUCAAAUGA
Prosopis cineraria is the source of this 890-nucleotide messenger RNA. Its product is annotated as phosphatidylinositol transfer protein PDR16-like. The transcript is spliced from 4 exons. Bases 16 to 363 code for a protein of 115 amino acids. Lineage: Eukaryota; Viridiplantae; Streptophyta; Magnoliopsida; Fabales; Fabaceae. The record is from RefSeq and is a predicted model, not a curated record.